This is a messenger RNA of Striga hermonthica, 765 nucleotides long. The record is from the annotation of a GenBank genome assembly. NCBI's taxonomy places the organism in Eukaryota, Viridiplantae, Streptophyta, Magnoliopsida, Lamiales, Orobanchaceae.
AUGUUGGGUGUGUUCAAGAAUGGAGUAAUUAACCCACCAAAGGAGCUGCACAGCCCAGCUUCAACAGCAGCUUAUGGCAAAUCCAAAUCUCCAGAAGAAACUCUCAAGGAAUUUUUAGCUUCAAAUUCCAACAAUGGCUUCUCUUUGGGAUUUGUGGACAGGGCAAUCUUGGCCUAUGUUCCUCCUCAGUCCUCUGUCAAUGUCAAGCCCAACCAAAGAUUGUUCUGUGGUGUGGAUGAUGUGUACUGCAUUUUCAUGGGGAGUUUGAACAACUUGCCCAACCUCAACAAGCAGUAUGGGCUGUCAAAGGGAGGUAAUGAGGCACUUUUCGUGAUCGAGGCCUACCGGACUCUCCGCGACAGGAGCCCAAUGCCGGCCCAUCGGGUCCUCAAAGAGCUCGAGGGCAGUUUUGGGUUUGUGAUCUAUGAUCACAAGUAUGGGAUUGUGUUUGCUGCCCUUGGUUCGGAUAAGGCAAUUAAUCUGUUCUGGGGUGUGGCGAGCGAUGGCUCUGUAAUGAUUUCAGACGACGUGUAUCUAAUCAAAGCAAGCUGCGUCAAAUCUUUUGCGCCAUUCCCAAACGGGUGCAUGUACCAUAGUGAUAGAGGGUUGAUGAGCUUUGAGCACCCGAUGCAUAAGAUGAAAGCCAUGCCGAGAAUCGAUAGUGAGGGGGCAAUGUGUGGAUCAUAUUUUGCGGUGGAUGCUUAUUCGAAGGUUAAUAGCAUGCCGCGUGUUGGGAGUGCCGCCAACUGGGCUACCUGGGAAUGA